Ophidiomyces ophidiicola is the source of this 1689-nucleotide messenger RNA. RefSeq names its product nucleolar zinc-finger protein (gene ZPR1). Gene Ontology annotation, cellular component: cytoplasm; nucleus. The transcript has 3 exons. Gene Ontology annotation, molecular function: zinc ion binding. Lineage: Eukaryota; Fungi; Ascomycota; Eurotiomycetes; Onygenales; Onygenaceae. The record is from RefSeq and is a predicted model, not a curated record. Bases 1 to 1689 code for a protein of 562 amino acids.
AUGGCUGACAGUGAAAAUGCUUUCAUGGAGACGACCAUUCAGUCGAUAAAGCCGAACAGUUCGGAGCUGUUAGCGACUACCAAUCCUAAAGAUGAUACAACCCAAGAAGACCUAAGUAAUGGAAACGAUGAUGAUACUGGACCAAUGCAACUGGAAAGUUUGUGUAUGAAUUGCCAUGAGAACGGUGUCACGAAAAUCCUCCUCCUUCGAAUUCCAUUCUUUAGAGAUGUUCUUCUAGAAUCGUUUGAAUGCCCGCAAUGUUUUUUUAAGAAUAAUUCUAUCAAGGCAGCCGGCCAAAUUCAAGAGCAAGGGGCCAAGUAUACCCUUGAAGUGGAAGAUUCUCGUGACUUCGAGAGGCAGGUUAUCAAAAGCGACUCAGCGAUUUUCCGACUAGAUACUCUGGGGAUAGAAAUGCCGAAAGGUGAUGGUCAACUCACAAACGUGGAGGGAAUACUUGCUAGAAUUCUCGAGCAGCUUGAAGGUAAUCAACCGGAACGAAAAACUGCAGAUCCCGAGUUGUAUAAUUCGUUAGAGACAAUUAUCCAGAAACUGAAGAAGAUGGUCCAUCGCGAAUCAUUUCCUUUUACGAUUACACUCGAUGACCCAUCGGGAAACUCGUGGAUUGCACCGGCACCGCAUGAUGAAGGAAACAAAUAUCGACGCAAGGACUAUCCUCGAACCCGUGAGCAAAACGAAGAACUCGGAAUUGGAGGAGGCGGAGAAGUCGACAAAUCCAAAACAGGUGCAAAUAUGGUUGUAAGUGCUGGCGAUCCAGACGACCUCGAUAUUAUAGACGGAAAAGUCUAUAGUCUUCCAGCAGAAUGCCCUGGUUGCACGAAGGUAAGCACUGUCAACAUGCAGAAGGUUGAUAUCCCGCAUUUUAAAGAGGUUUUUAUCUGGAGCACCGUAUGUGACCACUGUGGGUACCGUACAAAUGAGGUAAAGACCGGAGGAGCCAUUCCAGAGAAAGGACAACGCAUAACUCUCAAAGUCGAAGGCAUUGAGGAUUUGUCCCGUGAUAUUCUUAAGUCAGAUACGUGUGGAAUUGCAAGUGAAGAACUGGAUCUCUCUGUGCAACCCGGCACUCUUGGUGGCAGAUUUACGACCAUAGAAGGUCUUUUAACCCAGGUGCGAGACCAACUUCACGGCCAGAUUUUCGAAAUUGGCAACGAAGACCUUGCUCCAGGUGACUCCAUGGCUGCCGAGGACAAGGCUACUUGGGAUCGGUUCUUUACCAAACUCAACGCUGCUAUCAAAGGCGACUUGAAGUUUACGAUUACUUUGGAAGAUCCUCUAGCGAACAGUUAUGUUCAAAACCUUUGUUUACCAAAGCCUGACCCACACCUGCAUCUUGAAGAGUAUACAAGAACGGAUGAGGAAGAAGACGAACUUGGAUUGAAAGAUAUGAAGACAGAAGGUAAUGAGGCAAUAUGUGUUACUCAAGGACACUUGUACAUGUCCCUGAAAUCCAGUGGGAUUCCCGGCAUGAAUUUGACAUCCAAAAAGAAUGAUGUUAGGAUCGGAGACAAUUUAAUUCCAGUUAAAGAGCUUGUUUCUCGUGGGCACUUGAAACAAACUACUGGCAAGGCAAAUUUUGAUGCUAAAACCGCGAAAAAUAAAGUUAUCCAUACAUGUCUGGAGCCUGAUUUAGAAGACCAGAUAGGUUGUGACGAAGACAAUCUUUUGUGA